AUCUUUUUACCUUGCUAAUCCGCGAUAAAAGAUUUUCUCACGCUGCUGUCUAUUUUUUUCUCGGAAGCCAACCUGUACCUCAACUUUCCUUCCUACUUCCAUUCACCAAUCUCACCACAACUUCUUCUUGCUAUCGUCAACAAAUCUUUUUUUUGUAGACGCGAAGCUCCAGAAAACUUACCUGACGAAAUCCGUCAACAAAAAAACCCGUGCAACAUACCGACGGAAAAUCUACUCGCGCUAUUAGCGAUAUCUAAGACCGAACAAAAUGUCCUUUCCUGUUCAGCAGCCGGACGUCCAGUCGGACCCAUCUUUUGAUGGCCGUAUCAUCAGCACCACCAAUGCCAAUCCCGAAGAAGCGAGUAUCUCCUUUUCCGCAGAGCCCGUGUAGGUUACCAAGGCUCUGCGAAAAGGACGCACUCCUCUUCCGUGGAAGGUGCACCCCAAUGGUCACAUCAUGAAGCUACCUCAUCUCCUCCACCAGCACACAGACGAGCACAACAGCCCACUUAUGCUCUCUCGCGGAACGUCUGUGAUCUCAUCUACGCAUCAGCAACUGUCCCAGAGAUCGCCAUCCCCAGCACCGGCACCGGCACCGCCGACAACUGAAGAGCUGCACACCACCGCCGACCGUCAAUGCAGCCUACAUCGCUGUCCCAUUUGCUCCAAGUCUUUCAAGACGAUCACCAUACUUCGAAAGCACAAGUUGACUGUGCAUAUUGGAACACGAUGCCGUUGGGGCGACUGUAAUGAGCAAUUUGGCAACGAGACUCAGCUUUUCAAGCAUAUUCGAACACACCAGAGAUAUGGAGCAGUUGGUGACGCUUCCGAUCAAUUCUUAUGCCAUUGGCCUGAUUGCAGCCGAGAGUUCCGAGAUGAUGCUGAACUAUCACGUCAUCUCAAGAUUCACAAUAGCACAGCCUAAGGAAGGCCAACCCUGAGACCUGGACCCAAAUGUGUCCGCGGAGGAAUAAUGGUUUAUGAGGAAUCCUCACUAUUUGCUCGGCUGCCCGUCGGCAGCUCUUUGUCUGGGAUAUUGAUGGCGUUAGGGUAGUAAUCAUGAGUCCUUUUCUCUUUCCCUGGGCACCAACCUUGUUUUCUUCUUAAGGCUGUGAUGGAUAAAUCUACCGACCAAGAUAAAUGUGC
Annulohypoxylon truncatum is the source of this 1146-nucleotide messenger RNA. RefSeq lists its product as uncharacterized. The transcript is spliced from 3 exons. The record is from RefSeq and is a predicted model, not a curated record. Gene Ontology annotation, biological process: regulation of transcription by RNA polymerase II. Bases 458 to 925 code for a protein of 155 amino acids. Lineage: Eukaryota; Fungi; Ascomycota; Sordariomycetes; Xylariales; Hypoxylaceae. Gene Ontology annotation, molecular function: RNA polymerase II cis-regulatory region sequence-specific DNA binding; DNA-binding transcription factor activity, RNA polymerase II-specific. Gene Ontology annotation, cellular component: nucleus.